AUGUCAGAGAACUCCACUGAGUUGGUUAACUACCCUGACAAAGGCCAAGCUUUCCUUCCUGAAAUUCCCAUGAUUCCUGGAAACAGAGUGAAUCUUCUAGAAAACCGGUUGUCCAGUCAGGAGAGGACCACAGCUGUUCUCCUAGAUCAGGCCUUUCGAAUCAAAGAUGACAUUGUUUCUUAUCUUCAAGGAAGUAAGGGCCAUCAACAGGGGGAGACAACAGCACGACAACUACUGGAAAACCACAUACAGACUAUUACAAGCAUAGUUAAGAAGCUCAGCCAUGAUAUAGAGGUUUUGGAGAAACAAAUAAGAACAAGAGAUAAUGUUGCAACAGGAACAACUUUUGCUGUUCAAAGUUUGGACCAUAAAUACCUAUAUGGAUUUGGGGACCUGCGUGGAAGGGUGGCCAGAUGUGAUGCAAGCAUUGCAAAGCUAUCUGGAGACAUAAAUAUAAUCAGGCACGAGAUCCAGAGGCUAGAGAAAGGGAUUGGUGGCAUCCGCUCUACCUCGGAAAGUUAUGCUAAUAAUUUAGAGAUGAAGGUAAUGCGGCUAUUAGACAAGAUCGAGACUUCCAACUCUGAGCAAAGCUCUCAUUUAAAGACAGUCCAGGGGGAUCAACACCAUGAAUUGCAACUUCUGGAUUUCAAGGUGAAUAAUCUUCUAAAGGACCUCCGGGAUCAAAUUCAAGACCAACAAAAGUGGACAGAAACCCAACUGAGGCGAUCUGAACAAGAACAAGCCUACAAUACAAAUCAAUUUCUUAAUGCAAUAAAGGAGAGACUGGAAGCAGCAGAAAAGAAACUGGAAGAAAACGUGCACCUUUCGCUAAAGCUAGAGAACACCAAUAAACCACAGCAAUAUGAAAUGGUGCUGAGCCAGGUGAAAAAAUAUGAAACUAAACUGCAUGCAAGAAUUACGAGAUUUGAAAGACAGAUCUGGAAUGAGCUGGAGGAAAUCCAGAAUGAAUAUAGAUCAGGAUUUCAGUCCAUUCAUGAAGCUCUCAACUCACUCCAACAAAUACAGACGACAAAACUGAAACUAGAAAAAAAGAAAUUCCAGAAAGACAUUAAAAAAAUACGAUGCAAGGUAACUGAACUUCAGGAAGACUGA
Molecule: messenger RNA, 1113 nt
Organism: Terrapene triunguis (Three-toed box turtle)
Lineage: Eukaryota; Metazoa; Chordata; Testudines; Emydidae
Gene: FAM81B
Product: family with sequence similarity 81 member B
Exons: 8
Coding region: 1-1113 (370 amino acids)
Source: RefSeq, a predicted model, not a curated record